Messenger RNA from Solanum verrucosum, 1602 nucleotides. Its product is annotated as putative pentatricopeptide repeat-containing protein At4g17915. Bases 23 to 1405 code for a protein of 460 amino acids. NCBI's taxonomy places the organism in Eukaryota, Viridiplantae, Streptophyta, Magnoliopsida, Solanales, Solanaceae. Gene Ontology annotation, molecular function: protein binding. The record is from RefSeq and is a predicted model, not a curated record. The transcript has a single exon.
CAGGUCUUAACUCCUGGAUUAGAUGUGGAGUAUCAAAGGUAGACUUUCAACAAGGUUAAUGAAUAUUUGCGUAGCAUCUCUUUGUAAAGCAAAACAAUUGGAGAAAGCUGAAGUUGUAAUAGUUGAUGGCAUAAGAAUUGGAGUACAACCAGAUGUGGUCACUUAUAAUACACUGAUUACCGCAUAUUGCCGCUUUGUUGGCAUUGAUGCAGGUUAUUCCAUCCUUUAUAGGAUGAAAGAAGCUGGAAUUUAUCCUGAUACUGUUACAUAUAACUCUUUAAUAGCUGGAGCUACCAGAUAUUGCAUGCUAUCUCGAUGUUUCGAUCUGUUUGAAGAAAUGCUUGAGAUGAGUAUUCUUCCUGAUAUUUGGAGUUACAAUACAUUAAUGCAUUGCUUCUUUAAAUUGAGAAAGCCAGAUGAAGCAUACAGGGUUUUUCAGGAUAUUCUUUUGAAAGAUAUUUCUGUUCAUCCAGCAACAUUCAAUAUAUUAAUUAAUGGUCUUUGUAUGAAUGGAUAUACAGAGAAUGCCUUAAUGUUAUUUAGGAGUAUAAAACGUCAUGGAUUUAUUCCCCAAUUAGCAACUUACAACAUUCUUAUUCAUGGGUUGUGCAAGUCAGGACGGGGUAAAACUGCAAGAGAAUUUCUCAACGAGCUGGUAGAAUCAGGUCAUAUCCCCAAUGCCAUCACUUAUACGACAGUAAUGAAAUGCUGCUUCAGAUGUAGACAAUUUGAAGAAGGCGUUAAGAUCUUUGCAGAGAUGAGAAGGAAAGGAUAUACAUAUGAUGCCUUCGCCUACUGUACAGUUGCAAGUAUGUUACUUAAAACUGGGAAGAUGAAUGAGGCCAACGAGUACCUGGGCUAUAUAAUUACAAAUGGUUUUGACCUUGAUAUAGUGUCUUUUAAUACCAUUGUUAAUCUAUAUUGUAAGGAAGGUCAGCUGGAUAAUGCUUAUAAAUUGUUACACGAGGCCGAAAAAAAAGGGUUGGAGUCUGACAAGUACACCCACACUAUCUUUAUUGAUGGCUUGUGCAGGACUGGUAAUUUCAAAGAGGCCCAACAACAUUUGGACUAUAUGAGCAUGAUGGGUUUUGAUUCUAACUUGGUUGCUUUGAAUUCUUUUAUUAAUGGGUUGUGUAAAGCUGGUCACCUUGAUCAUGCUUUACGGAUGUUCGAAUCAAUGGAUGCCAAAGAUUCUAUUACUUACUCCACUAUGGUGCAUAGUCUUUGCAAUGCCAGGAGAUUCCGUGCAGCAUCUAAGCUAUUACUAUCGUGUAUAAGAGGUGGCAUGAGAAUUCUUAAAUCAGAUAAACGUGGUGUUAUUGAUGGUCUUCGUGGUUCUGGAUAUUCGCAAGAAGCAAGGAAGGUCCAGUCUAAAAUUCGAUUGGCUAAGAUACUGCAUGAUUAAUUAGGGAUGAUGUUCAACUUUGCCACUCAAGUGUUAACCUUGUUUAAUUGCCUAAGGUUUUGCAUUAUAAGUCUUUAUGGAAGCUUUAAAAACUCAGGGAUCAUGCAACUGAGAAUACAACCUACAUUACCCAAUUUUAAGUUAAGUACUUAGUCCUCUUGUAAGAGGCAAACACAUGACACUGCUGUGAAGAGGUC